AUGGGUGAUAAGGGAUUCGACACCAGAAAGUUCUUCAUUGACUUGGCUUCCGGUGGUACUGCCGCAGCUAUCUCCAAGACCGCUGUCGCCCCGAUCGAGAGAGUAAAAUUGCUUCUUCAGGUAUGUGUUUUGUUAGUUUGUGUGUUUUUAGGCAUCAAAUUUGGUAAUAACAGCUAACCUAAGAGUACUACGAACCUUCUAGUACUUUAUGUAAAUUUUCAUGUUAGUUGAGUUAAAAUAAAUUCAAUAUCACAGUAAAAAUUAAUAUGUGUAAUUCAUAGGUCCAAGAUGCUUCUUCUUCCAUCACUGCUGACAAGCGUUACAAGGGUAUCAUCGAUGUCCUCGUCCGUGUCCCAAAAGAACAAGGUUUCAGCGCUUUGUGGCGUGGUAACUUGGCCAACGUCAUCCGUUACUUCCCCACACAAGCUUUGAACUUCGCCUUCAAGGACACCUACAAGAAGCUCUUCUUGGACGGAGUUGACAAGAAGAAGGAAUUCUGGAAGUUCUUCGCUGGUAACUUGGCUUCUGGUGGUGCUGCUGGUGCCACUUCUCUCUGCUUCGUCUAUCCGCUCGAUUUUGCUCGUACUCGUUUGGCCGCUGAUAUCGGAAAGGGAGAUUCUCGUGAAUUCAAGGGUUUGGCUGACUGUUUAGUCAAGAUUGCCAAGUCUGAUGGACCAAUCGGACUUUACCGGUAAGUUAAUAUUAUUUAUGGCUAACUUUUAUUUUUAAUGUAGUUUUGCAAAAAAUUUUAAUUGGAAAAAAAUUAAAUUUUUCAAACUUUAGUGGUUUCUUCGUGUCCGUACAAGGUAUCAUCAUCUACCGUGCCGCCUACUUCGGAAUGUUCGACACCGCCAAGUCCGCUUUCACCGCUGACGGAAAGAAAUUGAACUUCUUCGCCGCCUGGGGUAUUGCUCAAGUUGUCACUAUCACUUCUGGAGUUCUGUCAUACCCAUGGGAUACCGUCCGUAGACGUAUGAUGAUGCAGUCUGGUCGUAAAGACAUUCUCUACAAGAACACCUGGGACUGUGCCGUCAAGAUCAUCAAGAACGAAGGUAUGGGAGCCAUGUUCAAGGGAGCCCUCUCCAACGUGUUCCGUGGUACCGGUGGUGCCCUCGUGUUGGCCAUCUACGACGAAAUCCAGAAAUUCAUCUAG
This is a messenger RNA of Bursaphelenchus okinawaensis, 1153 nucleotides long. NCBI's taxonomy places the organism in Eukaryota, Metazoa, Nematoda, Chromadorea, Rhabditida, Aphelenchoididae. The record is from the annotation of a GenBank genome assembly.